AUGGCUACCUCUNUUCCCCCUCCUCCCGUCAACACCAUUGUCAACGGCCACAUCGAAUCCACCUACUCGAAAAAGACUGGCAAAUGGACUGCUCCCGAAUUCGUCACCUCGCCCUAUCUCCGUAUCCACGGCAUGGCCCCAGGCCUCAACUACGGCCAGCAGUGCUAUGAGGGCCUCAAGGCCUUCCGUAGCCCCGACGACUCCGAAAUCACCAUCUUCCGUCCCGAUAUGAAUGCCAAACGCAUGCAACACUCUGCUUCCUUUGUCUCCAUGCCCGAGGUCCCCGUCGAGCACUUUGAAGAGUGCGUCAAGGCUGCCGUAGCGCUGAACGCAGAGUUUGUGCCGCCUGCUAGGACAGGAGCAGCCAUGUACAUUCGCCCGUUGCUGUUUGGCAGUUCUGCACAAUUGGGCUUGAGCCCGCCUGAAGAGUACACUUUUGUGGUUUGGGUGUUGCCUGUGGGUGUCUACCACGGUGUACACUCUGUGCCCGCACUCAUUCUUGAGGACUUUGAUCGUGCGGCUCCUCACGGUACUGGUUCCGCCAAGGUGGGUGGAAACUAUGCUCCUGUGUUGAGAUUCAGCGAAAGAGCUAGAAAUGAUGGUUAUGGCAUUACUCUGCACCUGGACAGCAGGACGAGAACCGAGAUUGACGAGUUCAGCACUUCUGCUUUCUUGGGUGUCAAGAAAGAGGGUGACAAGACCACUUUGGUGGUGCCGGACAGCAAGAAUGUCAUUGAGAGUGUGACGGCAGACAGUGUGUGCCACAUUGCACGCAGCUUGGGUUGGACUGUCGAGAAGAGAGCUAUCAACUACGACGAAAUCAAGUCUUUCGACGAGGUCUUUGCUGCCGGAACAGCAGCAGCUCUCGUCCCCAUCAGAAGCAUCACCAUGAAGAGCCGCGGCGACACCUUUACCUACCUAGACUCUGACGAACCUGGCCCUGUCUGCCUCAAGUUGCUUGACAACCUCAAGGGCAUCCAGACUGGUCGCUACGAAGACAAAUUUGGCUGGAACGUCAAGGUUGAGCAGAAGAGUAGAGAGGCGUUUGCCAAGGGAGGAGACGAAACUAAGGGUGGUAACGUGGAUGUUAUGAACGCUUGA
Aureobasidium uvarum is the source of this 1101-nucleotide messenger RNA. The record is from the annotation of a GenBank genome assembly. NCBI's taxonomy places the organism in Eukaryota, Fungi, Ascomycota, Dothideomycetes, Dothideales, Saccotheciaceae.